Messenger RNA from Actinia tenebrosa (Australian red waratah sea anemone), 3110 nucleotides. Its product is annotated as calcium channel flower homolog. Gene Ontology annotation, cellular component: membrane. Gene Ontology annotation, biological process: vesicle-mediated transport. The record is from RefSeq and is a predicted model, not a curated record. Lineage: Eukaryota; Metazoa; Cnidaria; Anthozoa; Actiniaria; Actiniidae.
UCGUGUUACUAGAUGACACGCGAACCGUAUCUCCUGCUCAAAUACAAAAACAAUCUUCACGGCUUUAAAAACUCUUGAAAUGUAAAAGAAAUUUUUCGAAAUCUUUGAUCGCAGCUAAAUUAUUACCUUCAUCAUGGCAGAAAGUUCAACGAAUAGCGACGUCCCCAAAGGAAUGAGGCUUGUAGUCCGGGCGUGGGGAGCUAUUUCGGCGUUGUGUUGUACAGCAAUGGGAUUCUUUGUAUUGUUUACCUUAUCUGCAAAAUGCUUUGGAAUGGGGCUAUUGAUGAUCUUUUUAGGAAUUUUUGUUAUGGCUUUUGAAGUCCCUGCAUGUUGUCAAUAUAUGGGAUGGAUGGUAACCAUUAGCAACUGGGUUGAAGACCACUUUAAAUUCUGGAUGAGAGCAACAUUAUAUUUUGGGGUUGCUUUGGUCCCAAUUAUCAUGUGCUUAGAAGUUUCUACCUUUGUUGGUGCUGGGUCUAUCUGUAUCACAGCUGCUUUAUAUGGCGUACUUGCUAUUGGCAAAAAAGGAGCAGCUGCCCAAAAUAAGAAACCUGAAGAUGUUGAAAUGACUGCUGGACUUGUCGAUAAAAGUGGUAAUCCUACAACAACUACCCCAUGAUUAAACCUGCUUCAAAUGAAGCUACUAAUCAUUCCAAGGGUAAAUGAAUGGUUUCAGUUUACGUUUGAUAUGUGCUGGGACCUGACUGUGCUAUGAACACUUCCAUGCACAAGUUCUUGAUUUCCUUUUGAAAACUUUGAAUUGUGCUUUUUACUGAUGACCAUUAGUCCCUUUUACAGCUCCCUGUGCCAUCUUGAAAGGUACUAAGCUGUGCCUUUGCAUCAAAAUGAGAUGAAACGUGACCUUGCAAUGAAAUAGUUGUUUUUUUAACACCUAGGACAAUCAUUCCCAUUACUCUAUUAUUGCAAGCUCACCAUUUGUCUUGCUUUGAUGCAAAGACACAGUUACCUUUCAAGAUGGUGCAGGAAACUGUGAAAGGAGCUAUUGGGUAUCAAAGCUUCACUUUCACGUUUUGAUAGGUUGAGUAUGUGCAUCUUUGUGAUGAUAUCAAAACAGCAAAGUGAGGUGCUGAUACCAAAUUGGUUUUAGGAGCUAAAAAAGCUAUAAUAUUAUUUGUAAAUGGUCUUAAUUUAUUGGGAGGGAGGGGUGAAAAAAUGGGAGACUGACUUGCCAUAUUAUUUUGAGGUACUGUAUGGAGGGGCUUCAUUGGAAAUUUGCAUUAUUUUUGUUAAACACUUGAUGGUAUAAAGGUCAUAAUCAGAAUUUUGUCAGUAUACAGAAGUACGAUAUGGCAAGCUAGUCUGAAUGAAAAUCAGGUAAUGUAAUUGGUUUGCAAAUUAAGGUGAUUGGACUUCAGCCAUCUAAAUUGGGCUUUCAAUUUGAAUUUCAAAGUUUCUGUUUCCUCCAAGAUCAGGACAAAAACUAUGGAGCAUUCUCACGUGACGUCACAAUGGCCAUGUUGGUGUACUAAAACAAUACAUUUUCUAUCCUCUGGGAAUUGAACCCUAUUUUUAUGCAAAAAUUGUUCAGAAAAUUUCUAUAGUUUGGUAAAUCAAUAUGGCUGCCUUGUCGCUUGAGGGAAAAUGCUCUAUAUUGUCCAAGCUUAGUUCAAUACAUUUUCCUGUAUGAACCUUGUGGUAGGUCAAUAGCCCUCGUUCUCUUUACCUUUGGCUUAAUGUUUCCCAGUGUCAUUCCCUAAAGUAUCAUUUCUUUGUUUAAUGGAAACAUUAAUAUGGAUACAACUCAAAUUAGGGAAUAACAUGGUCUGAAAUGUCAAAACAUUACCUCCAAGUUAAAGAGGUCUUUAUAUACUGUAACCUUUAAUGUAAUCAAAAGAACUAAAAAAUGUAUUUUCAAAGAAAAGAAAGCAGUCUUAAUAAUUGUACCUUGGCUUUGUUCAUUGCCAUGAAUGCACCAUCUGUUAAAAUGCUUUGCCAUUUUAUUUAGGUUUUAUCAAUAUCUACAUUAGGUUUUAAUUAGAUUUUAAACAAUAUUUUAGUAAGACCUUUUUUCAGUAGCACGGCAAGCAGAACAACAUUUAUAAGCUAGUACUUCAUGGUUUGCUAACCCUUUAUAUUUGGGUAGAAUAAAGCUUUAAGUCAAUGUUAGUUUGCAGACACGUCACUAAGAGUACCACUUUAACUAAAUUUAAGAUUAAAAAAACUAUAGUCAGUCAGGAAAAAUCAAAACAGUAUCAUAUAAUUGAUCUUAACCAUGCAAUCACAAUCUUUCAUUUCCAUGGUUACGUCAAACAUUUUCACAGAUAUCUAGCCUUCAUUGCUUGCUUCUGAUUGGUUCAAGUUUGAUUCUUUUGUUUUAAAUCUAUGUUGUGAUUGGUUGAGUGGUCCCAGUUAGUGUGUCUACACCAUAAAGUAAUAUCUGCACUUUCACAUGUUGUCAUUACAACUGUACUUAUGCUGAACUACUGCAACUUAAUUGCUUAACUUGAAUGAUUUAAAGAAAAUUAUUAGUUAAACCUCCUAAAACUCAUGAAUAUUUAAUGAGGAGAAAACAAAGCAAAUCACUACUGUGACGGUGGUUUGGAAAUGUGUUCUUAAUUUGCAUUAAAUUUCGUAAGCUUUUUCUUUGAUUUUCUCCAAGAAAUAUUCAUGAGUUUGAGAAGUAAUUUGAAACACUUGAGGGAGUUCUUCCUUCGAUUUCCAAACACCUCAAAGUCAGUUAAAAAAACUUUGCUGUGCCUCGUUUUUUCAACUCACUUUUCGGUGUUUGGAAAUCGAAGGAAGAACUCUCUCGCGUGUUUGAAAUAUUACUUAUUAGCUGGGAGUUGGAAAAAAAAUGAUUAAUAACAAAUUAUAUAUGGAAAUAUAUGGGAAAUAGAGAGCAAAUACAAAACUAAAUAAUGAAGGGAUGAGUUGCUAUUUGUUCUGAUAAUUAUCCAUUUAGCAUUUCUGCGAGCAUGCCAGUAAUAUUUAUGCAUUAGGUGCUGGAACUUAACAGACUAAUGUCUAAUUUAUUUUAUUGUGAUAUUUUUGAACUUUUUAUGUCAGAGGAAAAUUUAAAUUUAAAUUGCAUGAGCUGGAGUAUUAAGGUUGUGGAGAGAGAGAAUUAAACUAGCUUUAAGGUCCCAACA